AUGGUUGAUACCCUGCGCCUGGGGGAAGUAGCGCCAGCUUGUUGGGUCAGGGGAGCGGGUGAUGGGCUGGAAGAGGGUAUAAGUCGAGCCCACUUGAGCUUGUGCUGCAGCCACGGAGCAUUUCAGUCCUCGCACUCCAUGGCCCUUCGAGCGCGAACAGGGACGGGAGGCUCGAGGAGCGUAUCAGGGAGGACACGGAGGACGCGGCUCAGCGACCUGGUGCCGCCAGCACAUGGUGUGGAGGAGGUGACUGAGGUCCCUCCGGUGGCUCUUCACGCACACCCGGGAACUGGGGAACAGAAAGUCACGGUGAAGGUGGUAGCUGCCAACGACCUCAAGUGGCAGACUUCUGGCAUCUUCCGUCCCUUCAUCGAGGUCAACAUUGUUGGACCUCAGCUCAGCGACAAGAAACGCAAGUUCGCCACCAAAUCCAAAAACAACAGCUGGGCACCCAAAUACAACGAGAGCUUCCAGUUCUCCCUGAGCGCGGACGCGGGCCCCGAGUGCUACGAGCUGCAGGUGUGCGUCAAGGACUACUGCUUCGCGCGCGAGGACCGGACGGUGGGGCUGGCGGUGCUGCAGCUGCGGGAGCUGGCCCAGCGCGGGAGCGCCGCGUGCUGGCUGCCGCUCGGCCGCCGCAUCCACAUGGACGACACGGGGCUCACGGUGCUGCGCAUCCUGUCGCAGCGCAGCAACGACGAGGUGGCCAAGGAGUUCGUGAAGCUCAAGUCGGACACGCGCUCGGCCGAGGAGGGCGGGGCCGCGCCCGCGCCCUAGCGCGAGUUAGGGUGGGGCGGGGCCUGGGAACCGACAAGGCCCCGCCCCGUAGGCCCCGCCCUCUCCAGAGGCCACGCCCCUCCACCUCAGUGGCCUUGG
Molecule: messenger RNA, 876 nt
Organism: Peromyscus leucopus (white-footed mouse)
Lineage: Eukaryota; Metazoa; Chordata; Mammalia; Rodentia; Cricetidae
Product: protein unc-13 homolog A-like
Exons: 5
Coding region: 1-777 (258 amino acids)
Biological process (GO): dense core granule priming; synaptic transmission, glutamatergic; synaptic vesicle priming
Cellular component (GO): presynaptic active zone cytoplasmic component; presynaptic membrane; synaptic vesicle membrane
Molecular function (GO): syntaxin-1 binding; diacylglycerol binding; calmodulin binding
Source: RefSeq, a predicted model, not a curated record